Molecule: messenger RNA, 1487 nt
Organism: Nicotiana tabacum (common tobacco)
Lineage: Eukaryota; Viridiplantae; Streptophyta; Magnoliopsida; Solanales; Solanaceae
Product: plasmodesmata-located protein 6
Biological process (GO): defense response to bacterium
Cellular component (GO): plasmodesma
Source: RefSeq, a predicted model, not a curated record
CGCCAAAGACUUUCAUUUUUCUCUUCUUUUUUCAUGCCGUAGCUAUACUCGUCGUCCUAUAUAUUAUAUAUAUAUAUAGACCCCUGGUCCAUUUCCCAUACCCAUUUAACUUUAAUCACAUAUAUUUCUAAUUGAGUUCACCACAUAUUUCCAUACAAAAAUAUAUAGAUCACUGGCCAUUACUUCAAAAAACUAGAAGAACAAAAUAUGAAGCUGUAUAUCAAAGAAUUUUCUCUUCAUGUUCUUCUUGUUUAUAUGAUAAUUAUAUUCUUGUUUUUCACGUACCAAUCAAAUGCUUCUAUACAAUCCUUCGUUUAUGGUGGAUGUUCACAACAGAAAUACAAUCCUGGUACAGUUUACGAGUCAAACGUUAACUCGCUCCUCACUUCACUAGUCAACUCAGCAUCUUACGCAAAUUUCAACAACUUCAAGAUUUCUCUACCGGGUUCGAGUCAAAACGACAUCGUUUAUGGACUUUUUCAGUGCCGAGGCGACUUGGGAAACUCCGACUGCCGGAAAUGCGUGGCUACGGCAGUGAGCCGAGUCGGGACGCUCUGCACCACCACGUGCGGCGGCGCGUUGCAGUUAGAUGGGUGUUUCGUGAAAUACGAUAAUGUUUCUUUUCUUGGUGUGGAAGACAAAGGUGUUGUCAUGCACAAAUGUGGACCGUCGAUUAUGGAUGAUAAUGAAAUGUUGACUAGAAACGAUGCCGUUUUGACUUAUUUAGGAGCUGUGCCACAAGGUCAAUAUUUUAGAGUUGGCGGGUCUGGGAAAAUUCAGGCUGUGGCUCAGUGUACGCAAGAUUUGAGUGUGAGUGAGUGUGAAGAUUGCUUAACGGAGGCGAUCAGACAGCUGAAAAGUGAGUGUGGGUCCUCACCUUGGGGAGAUAUGUUUUUGACCAAAUGCUACGCGCGAUUCUCGGAGCGUGGAUUCACCUCUAAAAGCGCCCUAUAUACAAUUUCAGGAGAUGAAGAUGUUGAAAAGACACUUGCAAUUACAAUUGGGCUUAUAGCUGGUGUUGCUGUCCUCAUCGUUUUCCUUUCGGUUCUAAAUAAGUUUUGUGAAAAGAAAGGUGGUAAAUAAAUAAGGCACAUCUUGUGCAUGUGGAUAGAACUUCUUCUCCCUUGCUUCUUACUUGGGUAAAUUGCUUUCUUUUGGUGCUCUUUAGCUUUUGUAUAUUCUCUUACCCUAAACCAUGUUUUUUUUCAAGUUUCCUUCCUAUAUCCAAAAAACAAGACUCAAAAGGUUGGCUAAAAGGUGAUUGAAAGGAAACAGGAGCCUAAUAGCAAUAAUAGCAGCUAUAAUGCAUGUAACAAUUGGCCUCUAUACUUUUGUUAAAGUGCUCAUCACUUUCUGCUGAAGAUAAGUCUUGCAUUAGGGCACUUUUUGUUUGUGAAGGAUAUGCAAUUUGUUAAGCCCCCUUUUUCAUGUAAGGAACACUUUAUAUUCAAUUAUAAAGUUAUAAUGCAGAAAGUUCAAUUGCUAUA